This is a messenger RNA of Myotis daubentonii (Daubenton's bat), 678 nucleotides long. RefSeq names its product cystatin-B-like. The record is from RefSeq and is a predicted model, not a curated record. Gene Ontology annotation, molecular function: cysteine-type endopeptidase inhibitor activity. NCBI's taxonomy places the organism in Eukaryota, Metazoa, Chordata, Mammalia, Chiroptera, Vespertilionidae. Gene Ontology annotation, cellular component: cytosol.
AUGACAGAGGGAGGGCCAAGCUCGCAGUUAAAACCCUCGCUCUGCCUUCGCUGCUAAUCUCACUCGCAGGCUAUUGCUCUGUGCCACUGCUCUUCCCAUCUGUGCCCGCUGCUCCCUGCCCGCUGCUCCGCCAUGAGCUCUCCCAUUCACAUGCUUGGUGCGCCCUCCGAAGUCGAGCCCGCCACGGCCGAGAUCCAGGCCAUCGCGGACAAGGUGAAGUCCCAGCUGGAGGAGAAGGAAAAGAAGAAGUACCCCACUUUCAAGGCCACGGAGUACAUGAGCCAGCUGGUUCAGGGGACAAACUACUUCAUCAAGGUUCAAGUUGGAGAUAAUGACUUCGUGCACCUUCGAGUGUUUGAAAGUUUCCCUUAUGAAAACAAGGCCUUGGCCUUGCACAAUUAUCAGACCAACAAGACCAAGCAGGACCAGCUGGACUAUUUCUAGUUCUGGAUUUUGAACCCACGUGGUUCUCUGUCACGUGUUCGCGUGCCGGGGUCAUGAACGCCGUCUCUAUCCUGUGCCACUUCGCUGGAGGGGCUGCUCUGCACCAAUCUGGUGUCUCUGCCUUUGACUUUAACAGUGUGUCUUUCCUCCCAAUCAAUGAUCUUAACUAAAUUGCUUUCCAAGAGGACUGAAGUGAUCUCUAAAUAAAUACAUUUUUAAGGUUUUACAAAUUUC